GUUGACUCCGCCCACUUUUACAGACAGGAAAAGUCUGCUCGAAACUCGUCUUCACAUUAAAAUGAGGACGAAGUGAGAGCUGCAGCUCAGUGUUAACGGUGACGCAGUGUCAACAGAGUCAGUUUAACAACACUUAGUGCCGAACAGCCUCUCACAUCAGCUGGAAACACCGGAGGAGGUUGUUAGCUCUCAGUUAGCUUGUCUGGCUAAGGUUUGUUUGUAUCGUUUCACGUCGAGGUUGUCACUACUGGUCCCGGUUGUGUAGCUGAUCAACUCACCUGACGAUGGGAUCGAGAGCAUCCACGUUACUGCGGGAGGAAGAAAUCGAAGAAAUCAAGAAGGAAACAGGCUUCUCUCACAGCCAGAUCACCAGGCUGUACAGCCGCUUCACCAGCCUGGACAAAGGAGAGAACGGGACCCUCAGUCGAGAAGAUUUCCAGAGAAUCCCUGAGUUGGCCAUCAAUCCUUUGGGAGACAGAAUCAUCAACGCCUUCUUUCCUGAGGGGGAGGACCAGGUGAAUUUCAGAGGCUUUAUGCGCACCUUGGCUCACUUCAGGCCUAUUGAGGACAAUGAGAAGAACAAGAACCCCCCCGCCACUGAGCCCCUGAACAGCAGGGCCAACAAGCUGCUCUUUGCUUUCCGUCUUUAUGACCUGGACAGAGAUGAUAAAAUCUCUCGGGAUGAGCUGCUGCAGGUCUUGCGGAUGAUGGUUGGGGUAAACAUUUCAGAUGAACAGCUUGGGAGUAUUGCUGAUAGGACCAUUCAAGAGGCUGACACAAAUGGAGAUAACUGCAUUUCCUUUCAAGAGUUUAUGAAGGUGUUGGAGAAGGUGGACGUGGAACAGAAAAUGAGCAUCCGGUUUCUUCACUAAGUUUUAGCUGUUUUUCAUUCUGAGUAGAGCUUGGACUUUUCAUUUGAUUUCAGAGGGCAGCUGUGGCCCAUGUUCACAGUACACACAUGUUCACAGUACACACAUGUUCACAGUACACACGUGUUCACAGUACACACGUGUUCACAGUACACACAAUCACAUCAAGUAUUUGGUAGAUGAUUCUGAGUUUCUGCCUUUGCACAGCUCUGUAAACAAAGGGAAAAGAUGUGUGCCUUUCAGUUGUUUUAUGCAAAUGUCACUGUAUAUUUGAACAAUAAUGCAACUAUAUUUAUUAGARAAGUUUCAGAUGGUCAUAAUGAGGACCUCUGCUGACCAGUGCAGUACUGGGUAAGACUAAUCAAAGCUUAUCAACUCAUUAAUGAACACAUCUUUAUAAGAAUAUGCUUUAGUUUCAGAUUGGUAAAAUGGGUUAUUCUGCUUGUGGAGUCGGUGUUUAUAAUGCUAACAGGAUGUUAUGAAUAUUUUCUGAUUUGGAGCAGAACUAAUCUGUUGAGGUAAGGUGAAAUCUGCUUCACAGAUUAUUGAUUUACUCUCUGAUGUGCCAUCAUGGUUUUGGUUCCUAUUAAUUAUUAACAGAUAUGGAUAAAUGUGUUGGUACCCUACCACAACAAUAAAUACAUAAAAAACAGAUGCAACUGUCCAAAAAGCUCCAGAUGUGUCCCAUUAUUCCCAGAGGUUCUCCCAAAACCUGGGCUUGUCAACAUGCAUUUUGUUUCUGUCACUGAUGGAGCCUAAUAUGAUUCAGAAUGUGAGAAAUGGUUCAACCAGAGAUUAAUGUACUUUUAUCUCAAGAGUCCAUUUUGAAUGGUUUUAGAUGGUUUCCUUUUUUUUUUUUUUUUUCUGUCUGAUCAACCUGGGGCUGCAAUUAUUGCAUCCACAUCCUGGACGGUUGGCUACAGCCUGAUAAACCUACCUUUUCCCUGCUGUAGUCAGAGGAACAAAAAGCUGCUUGGAGAUGGUCUUGUUGCCUUAUAUCUAUAAAACUGUAUAUCUAUAAUACUUUAUACCUACAAUGUUGUCUGAGCUCGUCACAGGUCUCGCCUGAAUCUGUCCAGUGGCUCUUUGUUCUCUCUGAAACGGCUGAAAGCUCCUGUGAAACUAAUGGAAAGAUUAAUUUCUUUUAGCAYAUCAACAAAUCUGUCUGUAAUAUUUAGCAUAUCUUCAUAAACAAAUUAAAUAUUUUUGUUUACUCCAUCACAUAUUAAUAUGAGUACAUUAUACUAAUGCAUUAGAUGUUUGUUUUUAACUGAAUCUCAAGAGAAAUGAAUCAUUUUAUCAAUGAGCUAAAGGGGUACCAACUAGUUUAUCUGUGUCUGUUUCUCAGCAGGAAUGUGUUUGUAUUUAGUUUAAAUGUUGAUAUUGUGUAGAUUAAACUAGCAGUUUAUCAAUAACUAUUAUUUGUUGUUUUCUUUAGAAGUUGGAGUAACUACAAAAUAUUAAAGCAAUGUUUUGUUUGUGAAGACUUUAGCGUAUUUUCCUUCCUAACAGCUGUGCUAACAAGUACAGGAUUUAUGCCCUGAUUUCAUAGUUUGCCACUUUAAGAUUUGAUGAAAGCCUGCGUGGUGUUGGACCAGGUGCUGGACAUCACACAGGAUGGAUAACAUGAUACACUUCUGUUAGAAUCUAACUGUGGCCAAUUCAAAUACUCCUGAGCACAUAUUUGAUUUCCCCACUGAAGAGAAUCAAGUUAAUUAUGUAAUCUUCAUAAAGCAGGGAGUGGUCUGUGUACUGUGAGUUUGUUCAAUCAUUGCACCUKCCAGCAGCAGGACAGAAACAACCUUUCAACCUUUUGUUAAUAAUUAAGUGAACAUCAGUCAGAUGUGAUUCACGUUGAUGAUCUUUGUGUAAAAGUGAUUCUUGAAAUGGAUUAUAAUAAAAAAUGUGCCAUGCA
This is a messenger RNA of Austrofundulus limnaeus, 2784 nucleotides long. It is a transcript of the gene chp1, whose product is annotated as calcineurin-like EF-hand protein 1. Gene Ontology annotation, molecular function: calcium ion binding. The record is from RefSeq and is a predicted model, not a curated record. NCBI's taxonomy places the organism in Eukaryota, Metazoa, Chordata, Actinopteri, Cyprinodontiformes, Rivulidae. Bases 285 to 872 code for a protein of 195 amino acids. The transcript has 7 exons.